Dimorphilus gyrociliatus is the source of this 1250-nucleotide messenger RNA. NCBI's taxonomy places the organism in Eukaryota, Metazoa, Annelida, Polychaeta, Dinophilidae. The record is from the annotation of a GenBank genome assembly.
AAUGUUUACUUUAAAAGAAUUAUGCUUUCAAAAGAUAGCGGAAAGCCGCGAUCGCCUUUUCCAACGAAGGACUGGCGUUGUUAAAUUACCACCCUCUAUUGUUGAACAAUUACUUUGUUAUUUGGAUAAUGAAGAGACUGGAAUAAGUCCUUAUUAUCUUAAUUUCUGUUUAAGAUAUAAGUUAAACAUUAAGAAUGUUAAGAUCAAUGGAUUUCGGAUUAGGAACGAUGUAGAUCUAAUGUUUUUAACCAAUCCCUAUCUAGAAUCAUGCGAGAUAAGGAAUUUAGAAUUUCAUCAAUUCAAUAAGAUAUUCUCUGUAAUAAAUAAACAAAAUCUGAAGAAAUUAAGAUUAACAGAAGCUUCAUUCCUUAAACGAAAUUUACCUGUUAAUCCCCGUAUUAAUCCAAUUAAAUGGACAAAAUUCAAAAAUUUAAUCUCACUUAAACUGGAAUAUAAAUUUUCGGAAAUUGAAAUUCUUGGAAAUUUAUGUAUUGAAUUGAUAAAUCUGGAAGAAUUAGAUUUAAUUUGUCCGGAAACGAAUUUUUUCCCAUUGAAAAAUUUACUUAAACUCAAACGUCUUCGUAUUAAAAAUACUAAAAAUUUAGUUUUACCUCAUACGAUUAUCUGUCUUGAAAAACUAAAACUUCUUGAACAUUUAGAAUUGAGAUUUUCUCUUGCUCUUUCCUUUCCCGAUUAUGAUACUGAAAGGAUUUUUAAAGUAGCUACUUGGCCUAAUUUAAUGUAUUACGCUCAUUUCCGAAAUACAUUUGCCAAAUUGGACUUGAUUGAGAAUUUUAUCUCGAGACAUCCAAAACUAAAUUAUUUGGAUGUUGAAUGCGAUAGACAAUAUAUGCAAGAUUUGGAGGAUAUUGCAUCGAGUCAUUCAACUAGUUUAUUAGUUGAGAAUAAAUAUUCAACACUUUACGUUGAUAAAUAUAAGCUAAUGAUUGAAUAUCUUGAAGUGGAGGAUGUUAAGAAAUUCCUUUAUUCGUACUUUAGAUUCUUUUCCGAAAGAGAAAUUUCACUAUUAGACGAAUGGGAAUGUAUUAAAUAUUUUGAGAUAAUUGUUGAUAUUCUUAAAGAAAACAAAGGAAGAAUAUACUACGAUUAUUCUAAUUACAAUGAGACGUUUGUUGAUAUUAUCAAUCAUUUCUUAAGAGUUGAACACUUUUGUCGAGAUAUGAAGAUUAAGCGUACUAUCUUCAAAAUAUGUUACGAUUCAUUCUUUCAUCCAGAUUUAUAUGAUUGUU